AUGAAGGCUGACUUCAAGAGAAGUCAGAAAGAGAUGAAGAAUCUUAUCAUGGAUCAAAUUGCGACCGUGAUAAGUUUGUUACAGAAGCAGCCUUCGGAGCCGACACAACCAUCAGGGCCGGCACAGCAAUCAGACCCCACACCAUCAGACACGGCAGAGCCAUUACAGACGGUACAUCCAUCACCGCCGACAUAUGAUGAUGAUGAUGAUGUCUACCCAGAAGAUUGGCAACCUGACGCAUGUGACGUUCCUUCUACUCCUGCAAACGCCAUUGUCAUUUCGGCAGGUGAUGCGAGAUCUCAGGAUGUGGAAGAGUUGCAGGGGCCACCAGAUGGAGUGGAGUUCUGUAGGCUUAGGCGAAAGCGCAAGCCGGUUUUCUUGAAUGACUACACUGCUGGGAAGAAGAAACAACGACAUGGGCCCGUGGUAGUAGACACCCUGAAACCGGCGGACGCCCGGCUGUUAAAAUUUUUCCAGAAGUGGAUCACUUAUGCUAGGGACAAUGGCCGUCCUAGGGAUGUUCACACUGGCGAAGCCACUAGAUCGUGGUUCGUGAAGUUGAUGGUGCUGAACGAAUGGCUCGAAGAUGAUCAAAUUGAUGCCAUGGCGCACUUGUUGAGAAGAAGACGGACCCUGUACCCAGAAGUCUACACCCGAAAAGGUGUAGUUUUGGACACAUCUGCUCCACAGUUCUUUUCCAUGUUUUGGAAUAUGUGUGAGGGUGACAGGAGCAAGAUGAAAUGGGAUGAGAGCGUCAUGAGUUACGUGCAGGGGAUACCGCACAGAUACUUGCCAUGUUGGGAGAAGCAGGAGUACAUAUACUUUGUGUUGCACCUUCCCAAAGAGCGCCACUGGGUGGCAGUUGAGGUGGAUAUCGAGAACUGGGAGAUCAUUGUAUAUGAUUCUGAUAUCGGUGCCACCGUUGAGGCAGCCAUGGAGUCAUAUUUGAAGCCUUACAGCGAGCUCUUUGCAAAUCUAAUUCGAGAUAGCGGUUAUUUCCAAUACAAUAAUUAUGUACAUCCGGUGGAGUUGGGCGAUCUCAGUCAGCUCCUACCCCUCCAUUAUAGACGAGCUACCUCGGAGGUUGUACCACAAACGAACAGCAGUGGCAAUUGUGGAAUGUAUGCCAUGGAGCACAUUGAGCACUUGAUGCUGGAUCGGUCGUUGGAGCAUGUGCAUGAUGAUAACAUGCUCACCUUUAGACAUAGGUGGUGUGUGGACCUAUUUUACCAGAACUUAACGUGGUAGUUUUUUGUAGGUUUUUGCAAUGUUAAUCUUGUACACAUAAACUCCCCUUUUGUAAUUGUAUUAUAAUCUCACCAAAUUUAUAUAUAACAAGUAAAUUUAAAGCUA
Cannabis sativa is the source of this 1353-nucleotide messenger RNA. RefSeq lists its product as uncharacterized. NCBI's taxonomy places the organism in Eukaryota, Viridiplantae, Streptophyta, Magnoliopsida, Rosales, Cannabaceae. Gene Ontology annotation, biological process: proteolysis. Gene Ontology annotation, molecular function: cysteine-type peptidase activity. The record is from RefSeq and is a predicted model, not a curated record. The transcript is spliced from 3 exons. The coding region runs from base 1 to 1248 and encodes 415 amino acids.